AUGAAUAUUUUCCACCACAAACAUCAAAAGCUCAUUCUUCAGUGCUACCCUCCUGGAAAAGCAACCGACAAGAAACCAAAUCCAUCCGAACUCAGCUAUUUAUUAUACUACGCUUCAACACGUAGAGUCAAAUUGGAGAAAGUGAUUCAUUUUCUCAAAGACAAGACUCAACACGAUGCUGCAAGAAAUCGUACCGGAAAUUUACAAGUCACUUUGGCCAUUAUCAAAGAGUUGAUUGAAAAAUGUAAUGAAAACUUGAAUGUUUUUGCUCCACAAGCUUGCAACAUCCUCAAGAUAUGUCUCGACACUGAGGAUAUAGCUGUUUGCAAGAGUGUGGUCAAAACCUAUGAAGUAUUGUGUGCGAAAAUGGAUGCUGCAUUAUUUGGUGGUGAUAAAGAGUUUGUGCACGACUUUACUGAUCUCACUCAGCAGUUGAUAUCACUUGGAAAAGACAAGAACAUCUCGCAAAAUCAGUAUGACUGGCAAAUGGUUUCGUUGAAGGCUAUUUACGCCAUUUCCAACUGUUUAACUUUCUCCAGCAGCACUUCCAAAAAAUUUGUUGCAAUUUCGAUUCCUUUUUUGAUCCAAGUUAUAAUGCACAAUAACAACAUCAGUAGCUUGGUGCAACGUCUAAAAUCGAGUCUCAAUGUUGAAUCUGAUGGAAAGAGAUUAUCACGCGUGCAGCUGCACAAAUCCCAAACCCAACUCCACAACCAGAUUGAAGUUGAUUUUGAUAAUGAUACUUUAACUUUGACAGAUGUGAAUCAAGAAGCAAUGAACGCAUUGAGAGCUUUUUUCAACAAUACCGCCACAGCUCAGAUCUCAGAAGUAACAAGAGCUGUAGUUCAACACAUUUUCACGACAAACAUAAACUUGGAUUGGGGUAUUGUAUUGUUGGAGUUGUGCGUUACUUGGAUUCCAAUUCAGUUGAGAUUCGUCAGUUGCUCCACUUUGUUGGCUACUUUGAAUCGUAUUAAUAUUGAAGGGGCAUCAAAGUCCAAUUAUCCACUUCAUUUACUGUAUGCCAAGCAUUUGUUGGGUUUGUUGUCCUCGGGGAUAAAUAUGAUUGGGUUAUCGAUUUCCGAUAUCAUUCAGCAAUUGUUGAACUUGCAAACAGACUUGAUUUUGAAGCCCAGUGAUUUGAGCAAAUCUGAGAUAGAUUCCUUGACAAACAUAUACUCUGAAUGUAUAUGCAACAUCACCACGCAUAUCUACUACUUUGAUCAAGUUCCCGACUCAAUUCAGGAAAUCUUGGUCAAGGUCGAUUAUGUUUUGGACAGUUCAUUUGUGGACAGUUCUGACCAAACAACUUCAAGUGAAAGGAUCCAUGAUCUUAUUGUGCAGUUUUUGGACAAUAUUUCCAAAAUUUUCCUCAUUUUAAAGAGCAAGACAAGUACUAUCAAUAGAAACCACGUCAAUCUUGAACAUUGGGACAUCAGCUUGGGUUUAUUGGCGCCCGAAUCCGAAUUUGAGGAUAACAGAAACACCAUCUUGUCGCUUCACCAAAUUCGAAGCAUACAGGCCAAGUACUUGAAAGUUUUUGAUGAGUUUUUAAAUGUCGAAUUGGCAGCAUCGUCGCGCUCGGCGUACGAGGUGAUUAAAAAACAACAAAAUAGACUUGAUCCUGGAAAUGCAAAUUCACAGUUUAUGGACAGGUCCGAUAGCUCAAAGGAUAACAAACUCAGCGGAAAAAAUUUGAUGGAACCAGAUGUUAAUCAGUACAUCACCCAGCAGCAAAAUUUUAUCUCUCACUUUUUGAUGUAUGCUGACAGGUUCUUUGAUGGGCCCGAGGCUCCAAGCACAGAGUUGGUUUUGUUGUUGGUGAAGGUAUUGAAAGAUAUGAUUGAGAUUCUUGGGUUAAACUUUGUUAGUAAUUUCAUUCCGUUUUUCCAUUAUGGAGUCUUGAAAUUGGAUAAAGCGUCUGAAUUUUCUCAAAGACAAAUGUAUAAAGACACAAUUGUCCAUAUAUUGUUGUAUUACAUUUUGAAGAAUCUUGAUGAGCAAUACGAAGAAGAAUUGGAAGGGUAUUGCAAAUCUUCCAAAUUGUUCAAAUUGGUGUUGGACAGUGUUGAGUAUAGAAGACAACAUGGAUUAUGGAUUCAUGGAAUCGAUUCGCAACCGUCCGAUUUGGAACAUCCAAAAGGUAGACGAGUUUUGCCCAAGGAUGGUAAUGGCAACGAUUUGAAACUUCGGAUAAAGAGUGAACAAAUUGAAGAGUUUGCAUGUGGUAACAAUUUCCUUAUUGUGUGGUUGCAUCCUCAGAAGCAAUUGUUGACCGAGAUUGAAAAACCUCAAGUGUCGACCCAUAUGACUCAAUUCAACAACGAUUCGCGAAAUACGAACAACAACAGCACUGCUUUUAUGGACUUUGAUGAUGAGGAUGGUGAUGAUGCUUCGACUCGCGGUGGUUCCGGUGGUCCCGGUCGCCCUGAUCACUUUGUUCCUCAAUUCAAUCCCCACACUGGCCUUUCCUCAGAUGCUGCCACAACAGAUUCAGAGCAAGGUUUGUAUACAGGGCUCGGAUUGGGAACUGCAAAAGACAUUCGUACUAUACGCGCCGAAAUCUUACAAUACAGCCAACAUUUCCAAGAGAAGGGGAUACCUUAUGCUGCAGAUUACACGUUGACUAGCAAUGCAAAUACGACGACAGUAGGUCGAUUGAAUGGUGAUUUACAUUCCUGUGAUCAGACCAAUGGCUCGAUUUACACAUUCAACUUGCACGUGAGCUGCCCCAGAAUUGCGGACUUGAAGGAAGUCUUGAGUAUGAAUGGACCACCAUUGGGGAAUGGCAUUGCUGCUCGAAACAUGGAUCACACCGCGUCGAAUAAUUCUAUAUUAAGCAAAAAUUUGCUAUCUACCGAUGUUGAUUCCAUUUUGGCUGGUUUGGAUAGUGAUGACGACGCUGCAUUUGUAGUUUAG
This is a messenger RNA of Lodderomyces theae, 2919 nucleotides long. RefSeq lists its product as uncharacterized. Lineage: Eukaryota; Fungi; Ascomycota; Pichiomycetes; Serinales; Debaryomycetaceae. Gene Ontology annotation, biological process: protein localization to plasma membrane. Gene Ontology annotation, cellular component: plasma membrane. Bases 1 to 2919 code for a protein of 972 amino acids. The record is from RefSeq and is a predicted model, not a curated record. The transcript has a single exon.